AGAACAUCCACCUUCACGACCAGCUGGAGAACCUCACAUCAAUCCCUCAGAGAGCUCAAGAGAAUGCUGUGGCACCACUCGAAUGAUGAGAAUCACCAUAACGACCACCAUAGCGACCACCAUAGCGACCACCACAGCGACCCCCAUAGCGACAACCAUAAUGAGGAUGCUCGAAGUAUGUGGAAUGAAUGGUCAGCACAUGGCAUCAGUGAAGAAACCCAUCUUCUGUUGGAGCACGCUCUGUGUGGACAUGACCCCCACAACUCUGGAAGCUUCCAUGUCCCUACCCCCUCCCUGCUCCUCCUGGCCCUACUGAACAUUACCCUGCUGAUGUCUGGCUCUAUUUAGGCUA
Molecule: messenger RNA, 352 nt
Organism: Gadus chalcogrammus (walleye pollock)
Lineage: Eukaryota; Metazoa; Chordata; Actinopteri; Gadiformes; Gadidae
Product: histidine-rich glycoprotein-like
Exons: 3
Coding region: 64-348 (94 amino acids)
Source: RefSeq, a predicted model, not a curated record